Molecule: messenger RNA, 870 nt
Organism: Cicer arietinum (chickpea)
Lineage: Eukaryota; Viridiplantae; Streptophyta; Magnoliopsida; Fabales; Fabaceae
Source: RefSeq, a predicted model, not a curated record
UAUAGCUAUUUGGCGCCUAAAUUUGUAUGAGCCAAAUGAAACAACAUUAUUUAUUGUCUCAUUUUCUCUAAGCACCCAAAUGUUGUGUCCUAUUCCUUACAUAGUGUCACAGGUCCCAUUUCACCUUGUCCAAAUCACAUUGCUAGUAUAUAAAUUAUGCAUAUUCGAUGCUGCACCAAAUAUAACCAUAUAUUAUUAAUUAUUAAUUAAUAAUUAUAUAACAUAUGGAUCAUCAUGGAAUGUAUACCAAAGGUAUGGAAAAUAAAAAUGUUUUUGAGAUUCCUGUUUCAGCAGAGGAAUUGAAGAUAAGAAGUGAGCUAGGAAUGAAGAUUGAAAGGGAUUUGGAAGAGGAGAUUAAGGAAAGUAUAUACAAUCUUGCUAUUAGAUUGCACCGAAUUAUUCAACAUAGGAAGGAGAGGGAUACAAAAGAAGAAGCAUGUGAUAAGGUACAUAAGAAAACUAGAGCAAUUUCUGAGGUAAUUAUAAGUAUGAGAAUUGGAGGAGGGACUAAAAUUGAAAUCAAGGAGGUUAACAAAGAAGCAAAUGAAAGGGAAUGUUCUUUUAGACCAAAAAAAUGUUUGAAAGAAGUGAAGAAGAUUGAUUGGGAGAAGAAUCUAAGGGUAGGUUCAAGCCCUGUUUCUGUGAAAGGGUCAUGUGUUAGAUCAAUGCACAAGGAUAGAAUAAGGCCUAGAGGAAAAUAUGCAAGUGGGGAUAAGAAGCUACUUCAAUUGGUGUGGAAGGUUUAAGGCUCAAAUAUAUUUUUGUGUUUUUUUUUUUUUGUUGGUGUUUGGAUGAUUUAUGGUGCAGUAAUUGUGAUGUCAAUUAUAUUUUUAAAAACUAUUUCUUGCAUCAUAAAGCAAGAGGAUCUAA